Trypanosoma grayi is the source of this 1044-nucleotide messenger RNA. RefSeq lists its product as hypothetical. The record is from RefSeq and is a predicted model, not a curated record. Bases 1 to 1044 code for a protein of 347 amino acids. The transcript has a single exon. NCBI's taxonomy places the organism in Eukaryota, Euglenozoa, Kinetoplastea, Trypanosomatida, Trypanosomatidae.
AUGACAGACAGUACGUGUGCCAAGGAACAGAUCAUCGUGUACGACAGUGAGAGUGACGAUGUGGUUGCUGGCGGGGAGACGCCGAGCCGUACGGUUGCCCAAAGGGCUGAGCUGAUUUUGUUUCGGCAGCAGUGUUGCGGGUCGGCAGGAGAGAGAAAUGUUGGGAGGCAGCAGUUGGCGGACCUCGGCGGAGCAUACAGCAAACUCUGUCGUGGCUCUCCGCUCUCGCUUUGGGUGGUGGGCGCAACCCACGCGCAGCCCACUACCGCGAAUGCACUGGAACAUCCGCUUGAGCAGGCGAGUAGCCACACUCCAAAGAAGAACAGAGACGCUCCGCACGACGACCUCAUCGUGCCGAGUCCCACCGGAGGAUCGGUGUAUGGCUGCCGCUCCCCACUGCCGAAGAAGGCUGUCUGGGAUUCGACUCUGUCUGAUUUGUCGUCGGUUUCCGCUGGCAACGCGAGCUCUGCACGCCGGCGAGGGAAUGAGCGGAGAAGACGCUCAUUUAGCGCUGCUGCAAUGGAGGAGGAGGAGGAGGAGAGACUUCCGCAGUGUAGUAGCAGUUUCAACUCUACCGCCUCGCCGUCGCAGGCGUUGCCGUUGACACCUGACAGCCUCACCACGGAGUCAAUGCUAUCUCAAGCAGAACUUAGUGCAGUUCAUAUACUGGCGCAUGACAUAGAAGGCGUCGCACCUGCCUGCUGGCGUGCGAGCCAUGUGCAGCUUUCGCCGUGCGCGAUAUACGCGGAGGAUGACAAAAUGCGUCACAGAGUCACCGCUGCUGCUGAUGUUGCUCCUGAUAUUACCAGCCCUGCAGCGGUAUCAUCCGCCACUGCCUCGACCACCGCAAAGCGCAAGCGUGUGCGAGUGCAGCUUGGCGUUGUGUCGCCCUUCGACGCAAACGAGCACACGGCGCGACGCCUCCACUUUGAUACAGAGGACUUUGUAAAACCAUCGAGACCUUCCGUGUCAGGAACCGCGAUGCGAUGGUACAACGAUAAAGCACAGCAGAGAGUGGGCAUGUGUUGCCUUCUGCCGCUGUGA